Molecule: messenger RNA, 1227 nt
Organism: Protobothrops mucrosquamatus (brown spotted pit viper)
Lineage: Eukaryota; Metazoa; Chordata; Lepidosauria; Squamata; Viperidae
Gene: TMEM41A
Product: transmembrane protein 41A
Exons: 5
Coding region: 59-838 (259 amino acids)
Source: RefSeq, a predicted model, not a curated record
UUCAUCGGCCGUUGCCUUUAGUUCCUGCUCCUCUUGGCGUCCCUUAUGAGCGGCGGCCAUGCGGUCGUUGGUGGGCUUCUUGCUGGUCCUGGCAGCAGCCACGUCGGGCCUUUAUUUGCUAACUGCCUGGUUGCCUGGAGGGCCGCGCGCGGGAAGCGGGUCAUUAAAAUUCCCCUCAGAUCUAGAGGAACUACAAGAACUUGCAGAGUUUCUACAGUACUACAAUAAAGAGCACCAUGCAUACAUGAUUCUGCUUUUCUGUAGUGCUUACCUGUACAAACAAACCUUUGCCAUACCAGGCUCUAGCUUUCUGAACAUCCUUGCUGGGGCUCUCUUUGGACCAUGGAUAGGACUUCUGUUAUGUUCUACUCUGACUUCUGUGGGUGCUACUUGUUGUUAUGGACUAUCCAGUAUUUUUGGGAAAAACUUUGUUAUGUACUAUUUUCCUGAUAAAGUCACCAUGCUUCAGAGGAAGGUAGAAGAAAAUAGACAUUCCUUGUUCUUCUUCUUGUUAUUUCUGAGACUGCUCCCCAUGACUCCAAACUGGUUUCUGAAUCUUGCAUCUCCAGUCUUGAACAUCCAUGUAACUCAGUUUUUCUUCUCUGUUCUCAUAGGAUUGACUCCCUAUAAUUUUAUCUGUGUCCAGACAGGCUCAGUACUUUCACAGAUAUCUUCCCUGGAUAACAUUUUCUCCUGGAGUAACUUAUUCAAGAUGUUGGCUAUAGCCACGAUGGCAUUAAUCCCUGGGACUCUUAUUAAGAAAUUCAGUCAGAAACGUCUUAAUUUAGACAAAAGUGAACAGAAAAUUUACCUGCUGAAUGGAAGAAAAUACAACUGAAUAGACUAUCCCUAAAUAGAUAUCAGACAACGUGGAAUUGGAAAAUAGGUAUUUUGAAUCAGCAGUUCUGUUGUCAUUGAACUUUGGACUUCUUAUUGCUGUUUUAGGCAUCUUCUUUUGCUAAUGUAUAAAGAUGAGUCUUUUAAAAUACUGUUUUUUAAAAAGAGCUGAGACUGGUGUGUCCCAUUUUAUAAAAUUACUGGUGAUCCAGUUUAUCCAGAAGUCAGAAUUUGAGGGACCAAAUGGACCUGCAUCUAUUGAUUUGAGGAAAUCUAAAUCCUACCAUCACUGAGGAAGUAAGCCUGAAAUUGCUUGCCAGAUGAACAGCAUUUGUUUUGCACAUGAAGCAGUUACAAUAUUGUUUCUGGGCCAGAUAUUGAUUUGUUUAA